GCGAGUGUAAUCCGUUGCGACGGCUGCCUUGCUAGCUAAUGUUUGCUGAGAGCGAGAACGAGAGGUGAGGAGGCUGCAGCUCAUUCAGAGCAAGGCGGAGAGGCUGGUGGUUUGCUUAUACAGUGGACGUCUGCUUCUGCAACAGAUGACAAACACCUGUAUGCAGAUCCCUCCUGUGCAGCCAUAUAUGGAAAGCGGAGAGGCGGCUCAAGGCACAAGGCAAAGUUCACCUGCUGUAAAGAGAAAUAAAGUCCUUGACUCCUGCAGCACCUUCUCACAGACAGAUCAACGGGCCACCAUUUAACCAAUCAACACCAGGUUCAUUACAGAAAGGGACAACAUGCCGGAAGUCAAAACCAAGGUUUCAAAAGUACUCAACAAGACCACCCCUGGCUUACAGAUAUGGAGGAUAGAGGGCAUGGCAAUGGUCCCUGUCCCUCCAAAAUCCUAUGGGAAUUUCUUUGAAGGAGACAGCUACAUCAUUUUAUCAACUCACAAAACUGGCAAUAAUUUCACAUAUGAUAUUCACUACUGGCUGGGCAAAGUCUCCUCUCAGGACGAGCAGGGAGCGGCUGCCAUCUACACCACCCAGAUAGACGAUCACCUGGGAGGGGUGGCUGUACAGCACCGAGAGGAGCAGGGCAGUGAGAGCGAGACCUUCAGGGGGUACUUCAAACAAGGCAUCAUCUACAAACAGGGUGGGGUAGCCUCUGGAAUGAAGCAUGUGGAAACCAACGUCUAUAAUAUCAAGCGUCUGCUGCACGUCAAAGGCAAAAAACACGUGGUUGCAGGAGAGGUUGAGGUGAGCUGGAACAGCUUCAAUAAGGGCGAUGUGUUCCUGCUCGACCUGGGGAAAGGGAUCAUUCAGUGGAACGGACCUGAAAGCAACCGCAUGGAGAGAAUCAAGGGGAUGAACCUGGCUAAGGAUAUCCGGGAUCGGGAGCGAGGCGGGCGGGCGAAGGUGGCAGUGGUGGAUGGGGAGAAUGAGAGAGACUCCCCGCAGCUGAUGAAACUCCUGAAUGAAGUUCUCGGGGUGAGGAACAACAUUAAGGCAGCCAUCCCCGAUGAGGUGGUCGAUCACAAGCUGAAAACAGCUGUCAAGCUCUUCCAUGUUUCUGACACAGACGGGAAUCUGGUGGUGCAGGAAGUUGCUGUGAGUCCUCUAACGCAGGACCUUCUGAAUCAUGACGACUGCUACCUUUUAGACCAGGGCGGGAUCAAGAUCUUCGUGUGGAAAGGGAAGAAUGCUUCCAAGAAGGAGAGGUCAGAAUCCUUGAAUAGGGCAGAGGGUUAUAAAAAAGCCAAAGGAUAUCCAUCUUCCACCAAUGUGGAAAUUGUGAAUGAUGGCUCAGAGUCUGCUGUCUUUAAACAGCUCUUCAAAAAGUGGACAGUGAAGGGACUAACAGUGGGCACUGGAAGUACACAUAGUGUGGGAAAGAUUGCUAAAGUGGAGCAGGUCAAGUUUGAUGCAACGUCCAUGCAUGUGAAGCCAGAGGUGGCAGCGCAACAGAGGAUGGUGGAUGAUGGAACAGGAGAAGUGGAGGUGUGGAGGAUAGAGAACUUGGAGCCCGUCCCUGUGGAGAAAAAAUGGCUGGGCCACUUCUACGGAGGGGACUGCUACCUCAUUCUAUACAAAUACCUGGUCAACAACAAAGAGCACUACAUUAUCUACGUCUGGCAGGGUCGCAGUGCCAGUCAGGACGAGAUCGCUGCCUCAGCCUUCCAGGCUGUGAUACUUGAUCAGAAAUACAAUGGGCAGCCUGUUCAGGUCAGAGUACCAAUGGGCAAGGAGCCCCCUCAUCUCAUGGCUGUCUUCAGGGGAAAGAUGGUGGUUUAUGAGGGUGGUACCUCCCGGAGUGGAGCCACAGAACCGGAGCCAGCUGUGAGGCUCUUCCAUGUCCAUGGAACCAAUGAGCACAACACUCGCUCUAUCGAGGUGCUCGCCCGCGCCUCCUCUCUCAACUCCAAUGAUGUCUUUGUGCUCAAAUCAGACUCCUGCUGCUACCUCUGGUAUGGGAAGGGCUGCAGUGGGGAUGAGAGAGAGAUUGCAAAAACUGUGGCUGACAUCAUCUCCAAGAGAGAGAAGCUGGUUAUUGCUGAAGGCCAGGAGCCUGCAGAUUUCUGGGUAACCUUGGGUGGAAAAUCCCAGUACGCCAACAAUAAAAGGCUUCAAGAGGAGCAGCUUGACAUCACUCCCCGCCUCUUUGAGUGCUCCAAUCAGACGGGGAAGUUUGUUGCCACGGAGAUAACAAGCUUUAAUCAGGACGACCUGGAUGAAGAUGACGUGAUGCUGCUUGACACGUGGGACCAGGUGUUCCUGUGGUUGGGCAAAGGGGCCAAUGAGACAGAGAGGAAGGAAGCUGUGACUACAGCACAGGAGUACCUGAUAACUCACCCAGGAGACAGGGACUCCAGAACCCCCAUCAUCCUGGUCAAGCAGGGCUUUGAGCCCCCUACCUUCACUGGCUGGUUCCUGGCCUGGGAUCCCCACAGGUGGAGUGAUGGGAAAUCCUAUGAGGAGUUGAAGGCGGAGCUGGGGGAUGCCAGUGCCAUUGUGGUAAACACAGCGAACCUGACUCUGAUAAAUUCUAAAACGGGAAACCUAGCAGUGCCACUGGGCCCCCUGCCAAUCUUCCCCGCUGAGCAGCUGGUCAACCGCCAGACCGAGGAGCUUCCUGAAGGAACAGACCCAUCCAGGAAGGAGGAGCAUCUUUCAAAUGAAGACUUUACUGAAAUUUUCGGAAUGUCCCGUUCUUUGUUCUCCGCCCUGCCUCGCUGGAAACAGCAGAACCUGAAGAAAGAAAAGGGCCUUUUCUAGAAAAUAUAUAUAAAUAGAUAUGUUCUCCGUAGGGAGUGCCUCUUUGUUUUACAGAUAGAUAAAAAAAAAUGUGUUUCCUGGUACUCGAUUAUGUCCUGUGUGUUGCAUCUAAUUGCAGCUCGACCAUUGGACUAUAGACCCGAAACUAACUUUUAAUUUUUAUUUGAACUAUCCUGAAUUAAAGUAGAACCAACCGGGAAAGAACCAGAAGUCUCAAAACAAAAAAGGCUAACCUGUUGCAAUCACAAUCAUUUUAAACGCAGCCAGCUGAAUCAAACACUCCUUUUUUUUUUUUUUUUUUUUUUGUUACGAAUUAGUUCUGUCCCUACAGCUCUCAAUUCAAUGAGAAAUGAGUUCCAGAAUAAAAAAGUUUAUCUGAUUCGUAUUUAUAAGUUUGCUUGCUGUUUCAGUUGAUGUUGAUUUAAAGUAAUAGAUUUAUGAAAUAAGAAAGUAGUGGCAAACAUGUUUAAAUUCAACCGAAACUGAUUAAAAAGGGGAUACUCACCAACUGAAACUGUGGUUUUCAGUCCAUUCGAAUGCUACCCAUAGGUUGAAUGAAAUGUACAGUAUAAAGCAGUGAUUGGAACCUAGGUCUGGCAUGUACAAUAGAAUAAUUAAAGUGCCACUGAACUUCAAAGUUUUCAGUUUGGUUGAAUAAUCUCCUAACAGUUUCCCACAGCAAAAGCAUAGCAAUGUGUAGUAAAACACAGUGAAAGCAUGGUAAAGCAGAGGUUAGCACUGUAAAGCCCAGAGAGGUAUGGACAUGAAUAUUUAAAAACAUAGCAAACCAUGUGCAAAUUUACUCUUUAUUAGUAAUGAAUUGCAAAUACCAGUCCGAAGUGCCUGUGGUUUUUAAUCAUUAGAAAAAUACAGCCUCAGUUUGAGACAAUGUAAUAUAGUCAUGAUAAUUGUACUAGGGGCUUUUUUUUUAUUAAAGUACUGUAAGACAUGAUGGUUCUGUUUUUGGUAUUAGUGAUAACAACCGUAAGAAGUACUGGUUAAUCUAUUAUAUUGGAUGUAUUGUCUUUGCUGCUGAUAACAGAAGUAAAUGUGCAACAGAUUAAAUCAUUUACUACA
Messenger RNA from Acipenser ruthenus (sterlet), 3895 nucleotides. Its product is annotated as villin-1-like. Gene Ontology annotation, molecular function: actin filament binding; phosphatidylinositol-4,5-bisphosphate binding. Gene Ontology annotation, biological process: regulation of lamellipodium morphogenesis; barbed-end actin filament capping; actin filament severing. Lineage: Eukaryota; Metazoa; Chordata; Actinopteri; Acipenseriformes; Acipenseridae. Gene Ontology annotation, cellular component: cytoplasm; actin cytoskeleton; lamellipodium. The record is from RefSeq and is a predicted model, not a curated record. The transcript has 21 exons. Bases 341 to 2818 code for a protein of 825 amino acids.